Molecule: messenger RNA, 2558 nt
Organism: Dromiciops gliroides (monito del monte)
Lineage: Eukaryota; Metazoa; Chordata; Mammalia; Microbiotheria; Microbiotheriidae
Gene: MRI1
Product: methylthioribose-1-phosphate isomerase 1
Exons: 6
Coding region: 103-1179 (358 amino acids)
Molecular function (GO): S-methyl-5-thioribose-1-phosphate isomerase activity
Source: RefSeq, a predicted model, not a curated record
AGCCGGGGCCCACGUGUACAUAGACUCUCUACUUCUCGGGCUCCCGCUGGGCUGGCUGGCUGGCUCCUGGGUCUGGUUCCUGGGCCCCUUCGCUUGUCGGCCAUGAGCCUGGAGGCGAUCCGGUAUCACCGGGGCUCCCUGCACAUCCUGGACCAGCUGCUGCUGCCCCAGCAAAGCCAUUAUGAGGCUGUGACCUCCGUGCGCCAGGCCUGGGAGGCCAUCCGGGCCAUGAAGGUUCGGGGCGCUCCGGCCAUCGCCAUAGUGGGCUGCCUAAGCUUGGCUGUAGAGCUGCACGACGGUGCAGGGGGACCGGGACGUGAGGCCCUGGUGACCUUUGUGCAGGACUCACUAAACUACCUGGUGACAGCCAGGCCGACUGCAGUCAACAUGGCUCAGGCCGCCCGGGAGAUGACUGAGGUAGCUAUGCAGGAAGCUGGACAAGAAGGGGCCACUGAGGGUGCCGUCCGAGAGAGGUUGAUCUGCUGGGCUGAGCACAUGCUGGAGAAAGAUAUCAAGGACAACCAGAGCAUUGGGGACCAUGGAGCCCAGCACCUUCUGGACCUUGUGGCACCAGAGGGUGGCCAGGUGACUGUGUUGACCCAUUGCAACACGGGCUCAUUAGCCACUGCAGGCUAUGGAACAGCCCUGGGUGUGAUCAGAUCUCUUCAUGCCCUGGGCCGCCUGAAGCAUGUGUUCUGUACGGAGACCAGGCCUUACAACCAGGGUGCCCGGCUGACGGCCUAUGAGCUGGUGUAUGAGAAGAUCCCCGCCACCCUCAUCACUGACAGCAUGGUAGCUGCUGCAAUGGCCCACAAGGAGGUGGGAGCUGUCAUCGUGGGAGCAGACCGGGUGGUCGCCAAUGGUGACACCGCCAACAAAGUGGGGACUUACCAGCUGGCCAUUGUUGCCAAGCACCAUGGGAUCCCUUUCUACGUGGCUGCCCCUGUUUCCUCUUGUGAUCUCAGCUUGAAGACAGGGCAGGAGAUUGUCAUCGAGGAGCGGCCGGGCCAGGAGCUGACCAGCCUCUGUGGGACCAGGAUUGCUGCCCCAGGAAUUGGAGUUUGGAACCCAGCCUUUGAUGUCACACCUCACGAGCUCAUCACUGGUGGCAUCAUCACAGAGCGUGGCGUCUUCUCCCCCAAGGAACUCCAGAUGGUCCUGACCUCUAAAACCUCCUGACUAGACUCAGUCUCCUCUCAUCCCAGGUCUCUCUUCACUGAACUGUUUUUACAAUAAACUUUUUAGUAAUGAUAGUUGCUUACAUUUGCCUUCCCAGAGGACAAAAAGUCAACCAGUUGUCAAGUCCCAACUCUUGACACUGGCCUCUCCCUUCCACUUCCACAACUAACACCAAAGUUCAGGCCCCCAUCAACUCUUACCUACAUUGAUAAAAGAGCCUUCCUGACUAGUUUCCUUGCUUCCAAUUCAAUCCAUUCUAUGUACAAUAUUCUAAGCCCCUCCCACCUUUCUUUUAAAAAAAAUUUUUUUUUGGGUGCGGGGCAAUGAGGGUUAAGUGACUUGCCCAGGUUCAUACAGCUAGUAAGUGUCAAGUGUCUGAGGCCAGAUUUGAACUCAGGUCUUCCUAAAUCUAGGGCUGGUGCUCUAUCUACUAUGCCACCUAGCUUCCCCCCCCCCCCCCUCCACCUUUCAAGUCUUACCUCCUACUCCCUGACACAUGCUUUUCAGUCAGGUGACACUGACCGCUGGCUGUUCCUUGAACAGAACGUUCCAUCUCUUGGCUCCUGGCCUUUUCUCUGGCCCCCUGCCAUGCCUGGACUGCUAUCCUUCCUCAUUUCUCCCUAAUGGCUUCCAUGGUUUCCUUCAAAUUCCAACCAAAACUCUAUUUUCUACAGAAAACAUUUCUCAACCUUUCUAACUUCCAAUGCCUUCCCUCUCUUAAUGAUUUCUUGUUUAUACUGUAGAUAGCUUGUUUGUACAUAUUAAUUUGUGGUCUUCCCCAAUAAAUUAUGAGCUCCUUGAGGGCAGGCACUGUCUUUUUGCCUCUUCUUGUAUCCCCUGAUUUUAGCCUAUAGUAGGUGCUUAAUAAAUGUUUAUUAACUAUGUACUACCACCAAAAUAAUCUUCUGAAUGAACAGGUCUGGGCACCUUAAGUGGUUUUCUAUUCUGCAUAGGAAAAAAUACCAAUUCCUCAGGCCUCCACAGUCUGACUCUAGCAUACUUUCCUGUUCUUAUUUCCCUCUACUCUUCUCAUAAUCUGUACUCCAUUUAAACUGAACUACUAUCUGGUCCCCAGUCUCCUCCUGCAUUCUCCACUGGGUACAGGAUGCCCAACCUCCUCACAUUCAACUUUUGAAAUCCUUCCCAUUCUUCAAAGCCCAGCCUAGAUGAAGCCAAAAAUGAUCUUUAAAUUUUCCUAGGGGUCUUUGUCUAGAGCCUCCUGCCCCCCCCCAUUUCCCCUAUCCCAAUCUACCUCGUAGAAUACUUGUGUUUAUACAUGUCCUGUCUUCCCUAAUGGAUUGUAUGCUUCCUGAGGGCAGGGACUGUAUUGUUAUCCUCAACCCCAGAGCAAAUCAAUAAAGUGUUUAUUAAGCACUUAC